AAUCAAAGGGAGAGGAUUCGUCACCUCGCCGAGGUGAUAGAACAGACGUCGAGUUGUGGGUUUACAAACGAAUUUUUUGAAACUCUUGUCUCCAUUCAAGGCAAAGUGCGACUCAUCAAUCGUGAGAUUGAUUGUCAAGAGGUUGAAAGUAGUCAAUCCAUUGAUGACACUGCUACAUGUCUGUCACAAAAUGUCUGCCAACAAAUUUCACCUUCUCAAGAGGCAUUGCAGUUGUCCAAAUCAUUACCACUUAGACGAGUAAAAAGUCUCGAGGAUAAAAUGGAAUGUCCAGUGGGGAGGGACGGUUUCUCGCGGUGGCAAAGAAAUGCGAUUGUAAUUAGGGUACAUCAAGGCUUUCAGUUUUGUCACCUCCUCGGUCAGAAUGUCAUUCGGGAGUUGAAGACAAAUCUCCAACACAAAUUAACCCAACAGACAGUCGAAGUGGCGAGUAAACAGACACGACUGAGUGUGGAGAUGAAGACGUUGCAUCACGAAUUGACCGCCUUAAAGGGAGUGGUAAAUCUCCUCGCCUCAGUGCCGAGGAUUCAGCAUGAAGUCAGUGCCAUAGUUGGAUGGUAUAAUCACGAACUCGCCUACUUCAGGGAUCAUCCCAUUCCAGAUGUAUUGACGGAACUGCUGAAUGGUGUUGAUGGCUCAAACGAUGAUUGGUGGGAGGGUCUCCUUCAAGGGAAUGCUGUGCUCCACAAACACCUACACAUACAAUCAAGAAUCCGGAGAAAACAGACGAUCCUUGCAAAGAUUUUGGAGUUGCGAAGAGUGUUGGAAGACGCCGAACAACCCUUUCAACCUACCGAUUUGGCUAAAUUGGAUGAACAAUUUGGUGCUGGCAGUGUUUCCAUGCUGCACCGCAUAAGAGCCCACACACAGGCCACCAUACGUGUGAGCUUGGCUGAGCUCUUACAAUGUUUAGAUGAGAUUAAUCAAGAGGCGAGUAAACGAUAUGAACAACUUCUUGUGGAGCAGAUAAAAAUUCGCGAUAUUGAGAGGAGUUUUGAGAUGUUGCAGUGGAUACGCAGAAGUGAAAAGUGCCUUUUGGAAACUAAAUCCCCAUUUCUGGACUUGUUUGCAAAAAUUCACACCGCAUCUCAACCCUUGGCAAUGAUUGAACCUUUCCUUGUUGUAUUGGAGAAGGAAAUUAAAUUCCACACAGAAGAAUCUCUUCAUAUCCUUCAAGAAUUUGAAGUUCUGGCAGCCAACAAUGCAGCAUGGAGUACUCUGCUUGAGUACACUCUCAACGCCUGGAAUGAACUUAUUACCAAAGCCAAAAUGAAGCGUCUAUCUGUGGACACAGCAAAACGUCUUUUGACGCUUAACGCAGAGGUCUCCAACACUCGAGAGUGGGUGAAACACAAGAAGGAGUUGCUUCUUUCAAUUGGUGAAAAGAAAAAUACAAUGGGGGAGAUGAUUCGCAUGGAAUGUCGAAUGGACGGUUGGGAGACUGACCUGACUGCCCUCAAGGAACGUGUAUGUCAGGUGUUCAAGAAGAUGGAUGCGUUGAGCACAGGGUUGAAGGAACUUCAGUCCCCCUUGAGUGCGGAGUCAUGGAGCACAGUAGCUGUACGAGACGCAGAAUUUACUCUCAAACAAUGGAAGUCACAAUUACAUGCCGACUGGAACGAGUUUGUUGGUCUUCUCGAGGAGUAUCAAAAGCGGUUGGAGAGUUCACUGGCCUUCCAAAGCAUGCUUCAGGAAUUGGAGGUGAUGUACACGACGCUGUUGAGCAAACAAAACACAAUCACCUCCUUGGAGCUGCCCACGUCAAUUGAUGAAAUUAGUGAACAGGAGGAGGUUUUUCGAACCCUCGCCGCGGAGUUGGAGGCUUCAAAUGAUAAAUUAGAGACCUUAGUACUGUAUGGGAGGGACUUGGCUGCAUUUCAGGAGAAGGCUGUAGCCACAGCAGUGACGGAGAGGCUUAACAAUCUCAAAUGUGAAUGGUCGGAUCUGCUCAUCCUGUGCAAACACCAACUGAUCCUCCUCCGUGAUGUGGAGGCGUUGAAUGUCUCGCUCAGUCGAAAGGAGAAUCAAAUCGUUCAAACUGACUACCUGCCUACAAGUGAACACAUUCGUGGCAAAAUUACAGCACAAAAGCAGGUGCUCGCGUCAAUUCAAGCUCUCUCCGAUCAAGUGAGAUUGCUGCAAUUAAAGUCAAAUGAACAUAAAGUUGGUGAAAAGUACGAUGCCAGAGUGCUGGCAGUUAAAGCAAGGUAUUCUCGCUCCUUCAUUCCGUCUAAAUCAAUAUUUCCAAAUUUAGCAGAAGCUACUACUUAG
Molecule: messenger RNA, 2289 nt
Organism: Hydatigera taeniaeformis
Lineage: Eukaryota; Metazoa; Platyhelminthes; Cestoda; Cyclophyllidea; Taeniidae
Source: the annotation of a GenBank genome assembly